GCGGCCCUGAAAGAACGUUACACAAGAUGAGGUUAACGUGGUGGUUCCUGCUGGCGGGACUCCUGGCGGGGGUGACGGCUCAGCAGCACCAGAACCAGGCUCCUCAAGGGCGUAGCUUGCGCAAGUCCACAGUGAUACACCUGAUCUCCCAGCCCAGCCAGGAGGUGAAGAGCCGCAGGGUACAUCAGGACCGUCUGGAUGCCAUUGCUGGGCUGGCGUCUGCGGGUCAGCCCGGAGCCAGGGCGGACGACGCCGCCUCCCAUGCGGUCAACGCCUCCCUCCACCUGGGCGUCAUUGAUGCUGUGGGCGGCGUGGUGGCCGCUCUCACUCCCGAGAAACAGGAGCCCCUCCAGGGAGGAGCGAAGAGCGACGAUGAGAGUGGGGAACCCGCCACCACCAUGUCCACUGGGGAGCCUCCACUGGCCGAGGGACAAGACAACGGUUCCACUGUCGUAACCACUGAGGAGGAGCAGCAGCAGCAGCCCGUCGAGAAGAGGCCGAUGACCAAGAAGGAACUCAAGUCCGUGCAGAAGUACAACGGGGCCGCCGACCAGGUCCUCAAGGUGCUGUCGGAGGCCAUGAAGAAGGUGGAGCCGCUGCCCAUCACAGUAGAUGAAGAGACGCUGAGAAUUCUGGAAGAAGCCGAGCCAGAGACCGGGCCGGAGAGCGACAUUGAACCCGAAGAGGAAGCACACAAAUCCAGAAGAAAGAAGAAGAACAAGAACAAGAGGAGGAAAGCCAACAAGAACGGCGGGAAAUCCGACUUGGAACAAUCCGAGACGACAACAAAUAACAAGAACAAAAACAAAGACGGUGAUGAGGUAGAGGAUAAUAAUAAGCGACGAAGGAAGAACAAGAACAGGAAGAACAAGAAUAAGAACAAGAACAAGAACAAGGACAAGGACACUGAGGGCCAAGAUGCAGUACAAGAAGCCGAGGAGACGGAGCCGGAGGUCGCUGAGGCGGACUCGAUUCCCAAGCUACACAACAAAGGAAAAGGCAAGAACAAGCGGAACAAGAACAAGAGGAAGAAGAACAAGAAGAACAAGAACAAAGGGGCGUCGACCCGAGAUGCGAAGGCUAUGAAGGAUGACGAAGAGGUCGAAGAGGAUUAUCAAGAGGAGGAAGACAGCUUGGUGGAAGGUCGCCGCACAGGAGACAAGGGCAACAAGAAGCACGCCAAGGGCAAGAAGGGGAACAAGAAGAAUAAGAAGAACAGGAAGCACAAGAAGAACAAGGGCAAGAAGAACAAGAAUAAGAACAAGAAUAAGAACAAGAACAAGAGCCGCUCAGAAACUCUGGAUUUCGAGGAGAGAGAAGACUCCGGUCCCGUCCUGCCCACGCAAGAGGAGACGGAAUCCGCUAACGCCAAAGUCACAGGCCUCAGUCGCCUGACCCGAAGUGGAGACGUCAGAGUCGAUCUGUCCGGUAACCACGCUCAGUUCGAAGCGACGUUCCGAGUGGGUCCUCUGAGCUUCCAGUUGACGGAUAAGGCCCGCGCGCUGGCUAAGACCCAGGUCUCCACCAGCCUCGACGCCCGCGCCCUCUUCAAGGUCAAGACGGUUCGUGGACGAGACAAGAUCAAGCUCUUGAAGUUGGAAGUGGUGGACCUGUCUCCUGAGCAGGUGACCGUGUCCCGCUCUGACCUGACCUUUGACCCCGAGGUGGUCUCCGCCGCCCAGCAACUGGUUGUUGGAGCGGUCGACGCGCCUCGCGUUGGUCGCAUCCUGGCCCAGGAGCUGGAGCAGAUCUUCAGGGAGGAGGACAUUGUCCAGAACCUCGGGGAUCACCCGCUCCUCAAGAACUAACUCUCAGCUCCGUCGUUUUAAGAAGACCCUUCCAAGUCUUGCCGUGUAUGAUGUUUUCAUUGUCAACACAUUCUAACACUCAGGUUGUGCGUGUCCAUGCGUGCGUGUCCCGCUGUACAGGUGGAGCCAGGGGACGUGUCUAUGCGUGUCCCACCGUAUAGUGGAGCGUGAGCACGUGUCCGUGUGUCUAUCCCUCUGGACCAUCUCGUUUCAGAGGGAAAUAAUUAUUGGUAUGAAAGUGCAUUACCAGUGUUUCUGUACUACACAUAACUGUUUGUAUUAACCUGCUGCCAUAGCCAAAGACGCAGUGCGUUCUUCUUUAUCCGCGCUGCUUGAGAGCGCCGGCCAGCGACUCUACGCCGGCCAGCGACUCUACGCCGGCCAGCGACUCUACGGCGGCCAGCGACUUACGCCGGCCAGAGACGCCACGCUCACUGGUAGACAGGAACGGAAGCUUGAGGCCAUAGACAGAGUCGCGGUCAUCCUCUCCGUGUUUUAUAAUCCUCUAGACCCUCUUCAGUAUUGUAUAAGGUCAAUGAAGUUAGACAAUCACGACGGCGUCCACGCUAAAAAGCUUUCUGUGCCAAAGCUGUUGCUGCGGAAACUGAGUGUGUCGAAGCUGGUGAUUGGUGAAGAAGUUGGUCAUACUGAAGAGGAUGCUGAGGAGACGGGCGAAGCCUGGCCCCAGGCCGGGCUCGGGGGAUAGUAGAACAACUGAAAUCCUCUUCAGGUAUACUCCAGGUGUACCCGGCGUCUCACUCCCUGGCAACUUCCCCCCACCACCAGAUAUAAAUCUAAUUUCGUUAUUCUCCGCACCCAUACACCCGGCUGAGGGCCGUGUACAGCUCCGUCCAGAUGGCGGCGGCGGCGGCGGCGGCCACCUGGCCCUGCGAAGUAGAGACAUAGCCUCUCAUCCUCAUUAAAAUAACCCACUCACCUAAUCAUCCCUAAUUGCCACAUAAUUACCCCCGUGUAAAUAGUGUGACAGGUCACCACCCUCCCACAUAUCACAAGUCUCUUUGUUAUUUAUUGCUAAUUUAUAUUAUGUGUAUAAUGGCUCUGGCAUUCACGAGGCAAUUAAACAUUGAUU
Molecule: messenger RNA, 2898 nt
Organism: Procambarus clarkii (red swamp crayfish)
Lineage: Eukaryota; Metazoa; Arthropoda; Malacostraca; Decapoda; Cambaridae
Source: RefSeq, a predicted model, not a curated record